ACAACUUUUACCUUUUUUAAGUUUUCUUUCCGGGGCCAGGGUUCUCGCGUUAAACCCAAGCCCUAGGUUCACUCCGGGAGACCCCUCGCUCUGUUCUUCUUCGCCUCCGUUGUUCUCCAUCAGCCAGUCCGAAUCGUUCAGAUUUGAAGCAUGGUUGAGCUUCUUUUUGAGGAUAUCUUCACGCUGACCAGGAUCGACCCAGAUGGUAAAAAAUUCGAUAAAGUGUCUCGAAUUGAAGCACGCAGCGAGCAGUUUGAUAUGUACAUGCAGCUAGAUGUCAAUACUGAAAUUUAUCCACUUCAUGUUGGAGACAAAUUCACAAUGGUUCUAGCUCCAACUCUGAGUUUGGAUGGAACUCCAGACAGUGGCUACUAUAUGCAGGGACAACGAAAGUCACUUGCAGAUAAGUUCGAGUAUGUUAUGCAUGGGAAGCUAUAUAAGAUCUCAGAGGAGAGUUCUGGACCAAAUGUGAAAGUGGAGAUAUAUGCUUCAUUUGGUGGGCUUCUGAUGAUGCUUAAGGGGGAUCCCUCUAAUGCGACCAACUUUGAGUUGGAUCAAAGGUUGUUUCUGCUGAUGAGGAAAGUGUGAAGCCAUAGUUAUGCAGUGUCAAAGCAAGUAACAAGGUCAAAAACUUAUCUUGUUAGCAAACUAGUUGAUCUCUUUGAUACUUGGAGCUGUCUAGGUUAUCUGAAGACUGGUACUGCAAGAGCAGAUUUGGAGAGUAUAUAUGCAGCUUGUUUUGAUUUAUAUAAUGUCUACGAUCGUGGUUUUUUAUGCUUGGACAGCUGAACACCUGAUGGCAACAAAACAUAUCUAUGGUUGUUGUUUAAAUUGUUAACACGAUAAGAAAGCCCAACAUUUCAUCCGUGGGAGAACUUUAACAUCUUUAUAGCUAAGAUAUACAUGCUUAAAA
This is a messenger RNA of Elaeis guineensis (African oil palm), 913 nucleotides long. Its product is annotated as DNA-directed RNA polymerases II, IV and V subunit 8B. Gene Ontology annotation, cellular component: RNA polymerase II, core complex; RNA polymerase III complex; RNA polymerase I complex. Gene Ontology annotation, biological process: DNA-templated transcription. The record is from RefSeq and is a predicted model, not a curated record. Lineage: Eukaryota; Viridiplantae; Streptophyta; Magnoliopsida; Arecales; Arecaceae.